AUGUCUGUUCUAAGACUGCACAUCAAGAAAAUGAAGGUGUUAGAGAGCAGAAGAACGAGCCAAAACCCUUCUUCUGAUUGGAUGGAAUGGGAGAAGAGGAUUUUUACGCGUUAUCACGAGGACGUUUGUGAAGCCAUGGCCUUGUUGCAAACGUAUCUGAUGAAUACGAGGCCGAGCGUGGCAUUAGGAGUGCUCGCGUUAGUCGCGAUGAGCGUUUCAUUAUCGAGUUCAACCGCCAUGGUUAAUGUCUUGAAGAUAGCAAAAGGAUUGUUGGAAGGCUGUCAUGUAUGUAUUGAUAUUGAUUUUUAG
Molecule: messenger RNA, 309 nt
Organism: Fraxinus pennsylvanica
Lineage: Eukaryota; Viridiplantae; Streptophyta; Magnoliopsida; Lamiales; Oleaceae
Source: the annotation of a GenBank genome assembly